AGCCCACAUUUAAACUGCUGCCUGCCUGUGCAGCAGCUGAGGAACUGUGGAUUUCAUAUUAUAGACUAAAACCCCAGUAAAACUGCUCAAAAUCCUUCCUGCAGCUGCCAGGCAACAACGAAAGAGAGUUAAAUCCUAUUCUAUUCCAAUACAAUCGGAGCACUACAUUCUAGCUCCGGCUGCUUUACAUUGCAGCUCAGUGUUAUUACUAGAAAUAUGGAUACUGAGAAGAGAAUACAGCACUGCAUUGUCCGGCCAGGAAAACAGCAGAUGUAAAAAGCUUCAAUGCAUCAACUGUCGGCAAGAGUCAACAGUGCUCCAAAUAGACCGGACAACUACAGCUCUUUUGUUUAAAGAAAGAGAAAGAAAAUGAAAGAAAGGAAAAAUCUCAGAAGACUAGGACCCAUAUGAACAAGGAGGGUAACUCGAAGACAAGCAGACAGAUGGACACUUUGGAUACUGUGAAAAGCAAUCGCAGGAGGCAGACUAUUGGGGGAUGUGCGCAUGUUCGAUAGCAUCUUUUUUGCUGAAGUGAUGGCGUGCCAAAAGUAUUUUCAGUGGGCAUAAUCCUCUCCACAUAAAUGGCCUGACCAAGGAAGAAUGACUGCAUGGGAGACAACGUGACCGAAUUAAAAAAUGAUUACCAAAGAAAAGUAUUGAUUCAGGAGAAGGAAACAACAUUUUCAGCCUCCAGUAUCUCAUAUCCCAUUACUGGAUAUUUACAACAUGCUUCAGUGGAGGAGAAGACACUGCUGCUUUGCAAAGAUGAGCUGGAAUGCCAAGAGGUCUCUGUUCCGUACCCAUCUUAUUGGUGUACUUUCUCUAGUGUUUAUUUUUGCUAUGUUUUUGUUUUUCAAUCAUCAUGACUGGCUGCCAGGCAGAGCUGGAUUUAAAGAAAACCCUGUAACAUACACUUUCCGAGGAUUUCGUUCUACAAAAAGUGAGACAAACCACAGCUCCCUCCGGAACAUUUGGAAAGAAACAGUCCCUCAAACUCUGAGGCCUCAAACAGCAACUAACUCCAAUAACACAGACCUGUCGCCACAGGGAGUUACAGGGCUAGAGAAUACACUUAGUGCCAAUGGAAGUAUUUACAAUGAAAAAGGUAUCGGACAUCCAAAUUCAUACCAUUUCAAAUAUAUUAUCAAUGAACCUGAAAAAUGCCAAGAGAAGAGCCCUUUUUUAAUACUGCUAAUAGCUGCAGAACCUGGACAAAUAGAAGCUAGAAGAGCUAUUCGGCAAACUUGGGGCAAUGAAAGUCUAGCACCUGGUAUCCAAAUCACAAGAAUUUUUUUGCUGGGCGUAAGUAUUAAGUUAAAUGGCUACCUUCAACGUGCAAUACUGGAAGAAAGCAGACAAUAUCAUGAUAUAGUCCAACAGGAAUAUUUAGAUACAUACUACAAUUUGACAAUUAAAACACUAAUGGGCAUGAACUGGGUUGCAACGUACUGUCCACAUAUUCCAUAUGUUAUGAAAACUGACAGUGACAUGUUUGUCAACACUGAAUAUUUAAUACAUAAGUUACUGAAGCCAGACCUGCCUCCCAGACAUAACUACUUCACUGGUUACCUAAUGAGAGGAUACGCACCCAAUCGAAACAAAGAGAGCAAGUGGUACAUGCCACCAGACCUCUACCCAAGUGAACGCUACCCUGUCUUCUGUUCUGGGACUGGUUAUGUUUUUUCUGGAGAUCUGGCAGAGAAGAUCUUUAAAGUUUCUUUAAGUAUCCGUCGUUUGCACUUGGAAGAUGUAUAUGUAGGGAUCUGUCUUGCCAAGUUGAGAAUUGAUCCUGUGCCCCCUCCCAACGAGUUUGUGUUCAAUCACUGGCGAGUUUCUUAUUCAAGCUGUAAAUACAGCCACCUAAUUACCUCUCAUCAGUUCCAGCCUAGUGAACUGAUAAAAUACUGGAACCAUUUACAACAAAAUAAGCACAACGCUUGUGCCAACGCAGCAAAAGAAAAGGCAGGCAGGUAUCGCCAUCGUAAAUUACACUAGAAAAGACAAUUUUUUUUUUCAAAUGUGCAAUCUGUAAAAUAUUGCUAAAAGCAUGUAUAGUUAAAACUGAUUACAUCCAUAGGACAAGUUUUAGUUAAAUUCAUCACAUACAGAAAUUCAAAAAAUAUUUUUUUAAUUUCUGAAAGUAAUUCUUAAAAAUACCAUUAUAUAACAAAAAAGGUAUCCCAAAAGAAACUAUUAAAAAAAAAAACUGUAUAAGGGGAUUCUGUGUAUUAACAUGCAAUAAAAAGCAUGCACACAUCAAUGGUUCAAGGCUUACGUUAAGGGCCAAUAAGAUGUAUUUGCAUAUAUUUUCCACAUAAAUUUUAAUUUAAGAAAUGGAGACAGUCAAAAGACCCUUCUCAUUUUAGAUUCAGUUUUUCAUUUUAACAUAUAAUUAAAUGUAAAUAAAACAUUAUUGUCAAUCUUAAGGAAAAUUUGUAAUUGUGCAAAGGACAAAUUUUCUGACCUGACUAUUCUAGGGUUCUAAAACUAUAUUCCAUGCAAUAAGAUUUAGUUGAAUUACUCCAUAAACACAUUUAUAAAGUUCAGAUGUUUCAUCAAUGCAAUUCUCAUCUAAGUAUUUACCUUUUAAUAACAAUUGAGAUACUCAUUUUCUUUUAUUAAUACAUAUAUUGGGGGAAAAUUAUUUUGACAUGUGAUAAAAUGUGAAAAAUCAAUGUGUCUCAGGCUCAAGUUUUUAUAAGAAAAAAAAGUAAAUGUUUCAAAAUAGUUUGUUUCCUUGUUGGUGUUAAGGGCCAAGCUAGUAUUUAAAUGAGUUAUUCUAUUAGAUCAGUUAUUGCACUCUUAAGGAGUACUACCACUUAACUUCAAGGAUAUCUGUAAAAAUACAACAGGUUCCUCCAACUGAAGCAAAAGUAAUUACAGGCACAAAGAGAAUGUACUGUUGAAAAAAGAUACAGGAUAAAGAGUGCAGCAGCAGUUUCAUUCAAUACAUUUUUAAGAUGCAUGUCUGCCAAACUGCAACAUAUGGGAAGUUUAUUUCCUGACAGCAGGUGUACACAUACCAAUACUUAAUCAUUUUAUGGCACCUACUUCUUUCUCUGAGUGCCAAGUUUACAAACCUGCAGUUUUUAAUUUGGUAGACGACAACUAUUCCAUGUCACCAAUUUAAAACCUUUUUUGGGAGGGAUGGGGGAAAACUACAAAUGUUUGAUGAACACUUGAUUCUAGGAUGACAAUGUAUACAACGCACUUUUACCAAGUUUUUAAUAAAAAAAAAGUAAACAAAAAAAUCUUUACUGAGUGUUACAGUACAAAUAUUUUCACAGUAAUUCUGUUUGGUUCCAUUACAAAGUUUAAAAUCAAGAAAUAGUAACCCACUAAGUUUGAAAGUGUUUUUAAUUCAUAAAAGUAUGUAAAAUUUAACGAUCUAAAUCUAAUGAAGAAGUUACUUAUCCUAAUUGUAAUGACAAUCAUUUUUAUCCUUGAUUCUAUUCUGAAGAGAUACUGUACCAAAACAGAACUGUAAUAAUUGUUAAAGUUCAGAAUCACAGAAA
Molecule: messenger RNA, 3515 nt
Organism: Acinonyx jubatus (cheetah)
Lineage: Eukaryota; Metazoa; Chordata; Mammalia; Carnivora; Felidae
Gene: B3GALT2
Product: beta-1,3-galactosyltransferase 2
Exons: 2
Coding region: 727-1995 (422 amino acids)
Cellular component (GO): membrane
Molecular function (GO): N-acetyl-beta-D-glucosaminide beta-(1,3)-galactosyltransferase activity
Source: RefSeq, a predicted model, not a curated record